This is a messenger RNA of Eimeria necatrix, 321 nucleotides long. Its product is annotated as 60S Ribosomal protein L36, putative. Gene Ontology annotation, cellular component: ribosome; cytosolic large ribosomal subunit. The coding region runs from base 1 to 321 and encodes 106 amino acids. Gene Ontology annotation, biological process: cytoplasmic translation. The transcript is spliced from 2 exons. The record is from RefSeq and is a predicted model, not a curated record. NCBI's taxonomy places the organism in Eukaryota, Apicomplexa, Conoidasida, Eucoccidiorida, Eimeriidae. Gene Ontology annotation, molecular function: structural constituent of ribosome.
AUGUCGACCUCGACGGGCAUUCGUGUCGGUCUUAACAAGGGGUUCUUGGUGACAAAGCGGGCGACGCCGCCACGUCCUUCCCGCAGAAAGGGGAAGAAGACGACACGUGUGCAGGCGAUUCGCGAGAUCAUUCGUCAGGUUGCUGGCUUUGCUCCCUACGAAAGACGCGUGCUUGACCUUAUCAAGAUCGGCAGCGCAGCCACGACCAAGCGGGCUCUUAAGUUCGCCAAGAAGCGUCUGGGCACCCACAAGAGGGGAAAGGCGAAGAGAGAGGAGCUCAGCAACAUCGCAGCGGCCAUGAAGAAGAAGGCCGCCGCAUAA